AAAUACAUUAACUCUAUUAUAUAAACUGCGCAGACUACUUUUCGUUGUGUCAAAGUGUCAUUUUGUCUGUGUUGUCCCAAGAAAAGAUAUACUUAAAGUGUAUGUCAACACCUGGGGAAAUGCUAAUAUUCCAUCAUUUAUCCAUAAACGAAUGCCUUUUGGAUUCAUAUCAUGUCACUUCGUGUAAUUACACACAUCGCAACACCAAGAAAAUGAGAGAAAUUUGGGUCAAUUUCAGGCUAAAAAGACCCGCCCCCGAGAUCCCGGAAAUCUGGCAGAUUGUGUGCGUGACAUCAAAACAAGGAAACAACCGGCUCAGUGCUUUAGUACUGAAUGGCGGCGAUGAUGGCGGACAAUUACGUUUCUAGUUGCAGCGACGAAUCCGACGUAACGAACAUUCUUCUAAUGGUGAAUAGGAGAGUUAUGAACCUUUCUUCGGUGUUUUGGGUUAUCAAUUUGAGCCCAAACGAAAGCCAAUGCAGCCUAAUGAAAGGAUCAUUGAGGGGAACAAUCACACUGAUGAAACCCCGACAACAGUUUGUGUGGGAAACACCAAAUGGUAUGUUUUGCAUUUCUUUUUGUGAAGCUGAUACACCGUGACCGCAAAAUAAAGUAAUGUAUAGAAUACUUAUCAUUUAAUAUGCUAUCAUCGGUUUCGCUCUGCCAACCGACACAAAUAUGAAUGGGAUUAGAGCAGGGGUCCCCAACCUUUUUUGCACCACGGACCGGUGUGAUUUGGGUCUUUUUUUCACGGACCGGUGUCCCUCUUUUAUAUUCAGUUGGGACUCUCAAUGUUAUCCAAUGGUGCUAAAAAACUAUUUACAUCACAAACAUACAUGUGCAACACGGAAAUGGCGUAAAUUAACGCUUAACGACACGGCGUUAAGUGAGAGGGCUACGUGCAGUUGUUGUGUGCGCCAAACAUGGCAAAACGUAAGUUAAUAUUCCUUUCUUUAAAGAAAGUUUGUAGUGUGUACUUAGGAAUCGCUGCAUUGGCGGUCCUUUUUAACGUGACGCGCAUGCCAGCUUUGUCAGAACACCGGCAAUCUGCGGCAGAAAAAUACAGUAAAUAUAAAAUAGCAUUUGUUUUUAGCCCCGUCGUGUUAAGUGCAGGGGAAAAAAUACAACUCACCCGCUGAAUCAGUGGGAGGGCUCAGUUUGUUUCGUUGAGAUGAGAUGGGAGAGUGAGAGAAGCUAGCAUCAAGCUAGCGAUGUUGGAAAUUGUAGCACAGUUUUCAGCGCGCUCCAAGCGAUGUCGGGAUAUUCCGAAAUGACUUUAAUCCAGAACUUCGGUAGACUUGUUGUCUCAAAUGUACGUUUAAGUCGCCGUGAUUUGCGAUCUCUACAAGCUGAUAUUCCUGUUCCACAGACAUGCUCGAAUCACUCGAUUUAUUCACAUACGGGUCAUGAAUUCACUCCUUCGCAGUUCGUGGGUCUUUAGUGAUUGGGAAGUAGCAUAAAUUUUGUUUUCUUUGAGGUUGUAGGCACAUCUUCUGGCUCGUCAGGUUCCCGUUUCCCUGUAAAAUUGCAAAAUUAGCCCUCUUAGCACUGACGAACUUUACUCAUUGUCUGCGUAGUCCAGCUCUUUUUCUCGCGUUCGGGAACUCAUGGGUACUACGUUGUGACAAAUGGCUGCUUGUAAACCACAUAGCACGACAGGUUUGAACCAUUUUAGCGAUUUUUUGAUAAAACACGAACGCAAGUCUCUCGUCGAUAAACAACGAUGGCACCUGCCUCGGCCUUUUGUUUCCUUGUAAUGACGUCUCCGCCCCAUUCGGCUGUUUCCGGAACACUUUCGGAAAUGUUCGUCAUUUUCGAUCUAUUUUCGAUAAUUGCUCAUUAAUGUGAUUGAUUUUUUUGUUAACUUUAUCAAUAUUUGUUAUCUUGGCAUAUAACGGUUCUAUUGAUGUCUCACACCCCCUUUGCGUUUUCAUACCCUUUAAAUAUCUGCAGAAAUGCGAGGGGUGUACUCACUUUUGUGAUACACUGUAUAUAACUAUACAGGACUGUGACAGAAAAUAAGAGUGCGCCCUCAACAUGACUCAAAAGCGUGGAUUUUAACCUCUCUCCCAGUUUUUAUUUGGCACCGAUUGACCACGGAUUAGAGGUGCACGAUAAUUAUCGGUCCGAUAAUAGGAAUUAUGAUGUCAUCCCAAUAAAUCCGAUAACAUUAUUACCGUAAUUUCCCGAAUAUAACGCGCACUUUUUUCCCCCAAAAUCAACUUGUAAAAUCAUGGUGCGCAUUUUAAACGUGUACAGGGAUGGAGACAAAAACUAUAAAUAUAUUAUAUACAUUGGGCGUACUUCAUUUUUUACGGUGCUUUAAAGACACCACAUGAUAUAACCGGCUGGCGUGAAGAUAGAACGGCAAGCGUCUGAUUGGUAUAAUGAAGUCAUGUGAUUAUUAUUGCGACGUCUCAUUGGUGAAAUCGGUAGAGCUACCCCAGUAAUACACCAGGCACGUCUCUACUCUUAGCAUCGCUGGCAAAAAAAAAUAAAUAAAUAAAUCUAAUAUGUAGAAUUAAGAGGAAAAAAUGUAACGACUCCUGUGUAGCUUAAAAUAGCACUGUAAGAAUAACGUUUUUUUCUUCACAAAUCUACUUCAGUAACUUCAGUAACGGAGUACAUAUAACGCGUUACUACCCACCUCUGGUCUUUUGUUCUAUGUUUUUAUAAGACGCGGUGACUCACUCCCUGUUAACUGAAUUUUCCCAAGGGUAUAAUAAAUAUUCUAAAUUUGAUUAAAAUUCAAAAGGUUUGCUACUGAAUAGAAAUUUUAAUUUUCUCACAGUAAACAAUGUCUGCACUUAUCAUGCUGACAACAGGCAGCAAGGUAACUUCCAAAGACCACAUGAGUAAUCAGUGGGGCUGCUAAAAAAAUAACUCACCCAGGACGGAAUAUUGUGAUGUUACUGGUAUUUAAAAACAAAACAAACACCAAAUACAUAAAAUGAGGUUUCAAAAUUGGGAAAAAUCAACAUGAGGUACAGUAUACAGUAUGUUGUUUCUCUCUAUUUGUAGUGUCAUCAUAACCCUUGUUAUUCCUCCGUGUCGCUGCUGCUCACUUUUUAUCCACCUUUAAAUCCUCUGGAUCUCCAUGAAUCAAGAUCGCAACUGUAAUUUUACUACCUUUCUGCAUGCAUUUUUUUUGCAUUAUAUACAGUAAAUAGUAAUCCAUGACUUUUUUUUUUUUUUUUACAAGUACUUUCCACCAGUGAUCUGUCGCGAACAUGUUUCUUAUGCAAUAUUUUGCAGUAUUACGUCAUUUGUAUUGUUUCCUCCAUAACGAACAAUUACAUGCAUUUUACAAAUAAUAAAGGUAGCUCUGUCGAAACGACUCCGUUUUUCUUUCUCGGUCCCAUAAAAACAACUUCCAUUCCCUGAAACUUAAGGUAAUCCACAUACUUCAAAUAUAUUGGCAUAGAAGAAAAACUUACUUGCCAAAGCAAACAUGUGACAAUUAGUUCAGGAAACAAGUUUACUUCAUCUCAGUCUCUUCAAACAGACAAGAAAAACUGGCUUUCUUACCUUCCGCUCGAUCAACUCUGCAAGACUGUUUCUGCUUGGAUUUACAAGAGGCUCUCGUAAUUUUUGUUUGUUUGUUUUCUUGAAAAUGACCAUCAAUUUUUUCACACUUGAAUAUGACCCCAUCAAUAGCCAAAACAUCUUCACAAAUGGAGAUAUCAUCAAUGGAAGAAUCAUCGUAGAAGUCUCAAAAGAAACUCAAAUCCAGUCCCUAAUCUUCAUUGGAAAAGGCAGUGCAAGAGUUCGCUGGCAUGAACGUCAUGGGAAACGUUCUCGUUACUACUGGUCGGAUGAGAAAUAUUAUGAGAUUAAGCAAAAUGCCUUGAAACCUGGUAUUGAUUGUAUCAGCAAAGGAAGACAUGUGUUCCCGUUUUCCUUCAAGGUUCCCAAUAGUAAAAUGCCAUCAACUUUCAAGUCAUCGAUUGGUAGGAUUGUUCAUAAGCUUACAGCGGAGCUCAAACAGUCGAUGAAGCUGACAAAAACGGCGAAAGCCCACUUCACAUUUGUUUCCAAAGCAGAUAUGGAUAUAUAUGGACUAAUGGAUCCUCAGCAUGAUUCCACCGAUAAAACACUCAAGGUUUUUGGGUCUGGAACUAUUGCAAUGGAUGUUUACGCCAAUAAAAUGGGAUAUCAACCAGGUGAAGCUGUCCAUGUCAAAGUCGAAAUUCAUAACCAAUCGUCCCGUGAAGUGAAGCCCAAAUUUGAAUUGUACGAAAAGCAGAGUUUUUUUGCUCAAGGUCGCAGGAGACUUAGCACAUAUGAUAUUCUCAAGGAGAAAGUUGAAUCCGUUGAUGCCAAUGACAAAGGGAUAACAGUGGAGAAGGUGAUCACAAUCCCCAGGAAUCUGCCUCCCUCCAUUCUGAACUCCACCAUCAUCAAGCUGGAAUACAGGCUGAAGGUUGUUCUGGAUGUGAAAUAUGCAAUAGACCCAGUUGUCAAACUUCCAAUAGUUGUCCUACCUGCUUUUGAGAUUCCUCGAGGAAAAGAACCUCUGGCUCCUGCUGCUUAUGGAUUUCAGGAAUUUGGGAAUUCAUCCCAACAGACGUGGAGCCAAACACCCCAACCUUUUGGUCUCCCUCCACCAUAUGAAGAACAGCUAGGGUAUCCUACAUUUAGUAAUUCUGACAAGUAUGGAAGUUAUCCACAAAUCACACAUGCACACACACAGAACUUCCCAGAGUGGAGUGAAACAAAAAAACACCUCAAAUUUGAAAAAUGAAAAUUAAAAAAAUUACAUACCGUAGUUUUCGGACUAUAAGGCGCACCUGACUAUAAGCUGUCACCCACCACAUUUGUCACAAAAACAGCAUUUUUUUCAUAGAUAAGCCGCAGCUUUCAUCAUUGUAUUAUCGGAUAUUUACACCAAAAGAUAUUAACCAGGAACACUUUAUUUGACAGUGGCAUCAUAAGACUGUCAUAAGACCAAAUGAACCACCUUGAACCUUUGAACCAAUUGGCUGCAAAGCUUCAUUGCUUCAAGAAGCUUUAUUUGGCCAUCACUGCUCCCUUAGGGGAGACAGUCAUCCUCUGCUUCCACCUGCUGUCAACACUGUUGUCGUCCAACAUGUCUCCUAGCAUGCGUUGCAGCGUUACAGAUGUAAAUAACAAUCAAAAUUCAUCUUCUGUGCUAAUUAUUUCUUCAGUUACUCUUUCAGUUGUCUCAUUAAUUUCUAGCUCUGGUAUUUGGUAACACUUUAUUUGACAGUGGUACCAUAAAACAUAAGACCAUCAUAUUUAUGACAUGACACUGCCAUGAGCAUUCAUGAAUGCUUAUGACAGAUGUCAUUUUGUGUCAUCUGGCAAAUUAUCUCACUAUUGAAUAGAUAUAAAAGAUCUGAGUUUGACAUACAGUAGGAGUGGGAACCUCUUGGUACCUCACGAUACGAUACGAUAUGCGAUAUAUAGCCCACGAUAACGAUGAUCUGCCGAUAUGGCGAUCAUAGGCGGAUCGACUAUUCAGGCGAAGUAGACGAUCGCCUUAGGCGCCCAACCAGUAGGGGGCCCCCAACCAGCUGCCCUUGCCCCAACAAGCAACGGCUUGGGCCACCGGAGCCAGCAGCACCCACAACUAUUCGUCAUGGAUAAUUAUGUCAGCAUACCAAACAAACAAGUAACAAAACAAAAAGAAAGCCAUUUGAAUGCUGCAUUUACAUUCCCCCCCCACACACACGCACUACAAUGGACUGUUCCACGACGACGGACAGAGUAUCAGUCGCUUAGCUUCAUUUGGCGCCGUUUAGCAUCGCUUAGCUCCGCUUAGUUGUUUGUUAGCUUCACUUAGCUCUCCCGCUGUUUUCACGCCACUAAGCUCGCUAUCUUUACAGCUCACUUGCUACUUUGCGCGUCGGCUGUCGCUUAAUUCGAACACAUGAGCGAACGUGCUCUCCAUUAGAGCCAAAGUUCAGUGAGGGAGGAGUUGAGAACAGGCCUCGAAUGCCUCUUUUAACUUUCUUCUUCUUCUUCUUCACACCGAACAUAAAAUACACGACAGCCCACCGUGUGGCGAAACAAUGUAGUACAGUUCCAAUCAGUCAUACAAUAACACUCAACAGCUGGUUAACAGCAAAAGCAUGUCAUGUUCGUCAUAUAAAUACUGAUUUCUGGAGUUAAUCCCACAUACUUCAGAAUUAAUAUUAUAAUAUGUUGAGUAAAUACUACAUAAUACAGAUUCUACAUGACAAAUAUGAUUGGCAAUGAAUAAUUAUUAUAAUUAUUAUACUACUAAUAUAUAGUAGUAUACUAUAAUAAUAUUGCUAGAAUUUUUUUUAAAGAAUUGUUUUGAAUAAUGUUGAAAAGCAAAGUCAGUGUUCUGAAUCUGUUUACUUUCCAUUCUUUUGUACUAGUAAAUGCUAUCAGCAUUUAACCUCAUUGUUUAUGUGUGAUUAAUUAUUGUUAUUUACAUGAUUAUUUGUACUUUAAUAAAGAAUUUAAGUGUUCCAAAAUAGUUUUGUGAAUUAAUAAGCGUCAACAAAAAUGUCAUUGCUAAAUUAGUAAAAAAAAAAAAGAAAAUUAUUAGAUUAGUCGAUUAAUUGUAAAACUAGUCGGCUGACCAGUCAGGAGAAAAUUUGUCAUGUAGGACAGCCCUAGUGUACCAGAACAUAUUUCCUCCACACACUUCUCACCUUUUUAACCCCUGACCCAUGAAGGGGGGCCCCUGGAUAUGUUUGCCUUAGGCCCCAAAAUUGCCAAGUCCGCCACUGAUGACGAUACAACGAUUAUCGAUACAUUGGUCAAGAAUUCAUUCUAGGAUAUUCUACAAACAACUAAUAAACAGAAAAACAAGCUUCUGCUGUGAAUUGGAAUGAGAUUAUCAUUAGUAGACGUCCAAUCCAUUUGAACUGGGAGGAUGGUAGCGAAUGAACGUUUGUUAAUCCGCUGCCAUCCCUCCCACUUCAAAUGGAUUGAACGUCUAUGGCCGGUAGUGUCAGCCAAUGCCAGACAAUGAGGUCAUUUUGGGCCAUUUAAGGUCAUUUACCUGUUCAUUUUCAGUUACUUCCUGUUGAUUUGGGGGCAUUUUAUGGGUCUCUUCCUGUUUAUUUUCGAGUUACAGAACAGGAAAUGACCCAGGUAUCACCCAAAUGAAUAGGCAGUGACUCAAACUCCACAGAAAAUGACCUGUAAAUGCCCUAAAAUGAACGGCAAGUGACCUUUAAAUGCCCUGGAAAUUGGACAGAAUGACUGUGAAUGCUCUGGUUUCAAAUGAACGAACGUUCCCAGUCUAAAUGGAUUGGGCGUCGAGCACCGUCAAUGCAGCCUUAGAGUUAACUGAGACAAUAUUAUGGUGGAAGAUUUUGGUAGCAACUUGUUGGUUCAUUU
Corythoichthys intestinalis (scribbled pipefish) is the source of this 7341-nucleotide messenger RNA. Its product is annotated as arrestin domain-containing protein 3-like. Lineage: Eukaryota; Metazoa; Chordata; Actinopteri; Syngnathiformes; Syngnathidae. The transcript is spliced from 6 exons. The coding region runs from base 3614 to 4744 and encodes 376 amino acids. Gene Ontology annotation, biological process: protein transport. Gene Ontology annotation, cellular component: cytoplasm; plasma membrane. The record is from RefSeq and is a predicted model, not a curated record.